Vollenhovia emeryi is the source of this 1505-nucleotide messenger RNA. RefSeq lists its product as uncharacterized. The coding region runs from base 61 to 1248 and encodes 395 amino acids. The record is from RefSeq and is a predicted model, not a curated record. Lineage: Eukaryota; Metazoa; Arthropoda; Insecta; Hymenoptera; Formicidae. Gene Ontology annotation, molecular function: olfactory receptor activity; odorant binding. Gene Ontology annotation, cellular component: plasma membrane. The transcript is spliced from 9 exons. Gene Ontology annotation, biological process: detection of chemical stimulus involved in sensory perception of smell; sensory perception of smell.
UAAAAGGGAACAGAACAUGUGAACUGACAACUUCUUUGGCAAUUCUAUAUCAAUAAAGAAAUGAUCUGUAUCAAAACUUUACAUGUCAGCCUAAAUCGGAUUUUAUUACUCAUAGUUGGUCUAUGGCCUUACCAACAAUCUAAAUUCGUCUACCUUCAAGUAAUUUUAUUUUUUGUCAUUUUAGCAACUUUUAUUCUAUGUCAGCUUGCAACAUUUCUUACUUUAAAAUGUACCCCGGAUUUAAUCAUCAACGUUCUGUCUUCUACAUUAUUUUUUGCUACAUUUAUUAUUAAAUAUAUUUCGUUUAGUAUUAAUACUAAAAUGGUUAAACAUUUAUUGGAACAAAUGCAGCAUAUGUAUAACGAGUUAACUGACGAAAAUGAACUGAAUAUCAUAACAAAAUAUAGUAAUUAUGCGAGACAUUACACAAUUACAUUGUUAAUGCUUUUAGUAUCCGUGCUGUUCCUCAUAACUUUUUGUUUAUUUUGGCCGCACAUUUUCAAUCUCUUGUUCUUCUUAAACGAAACUCGAUCAUGUUCUUCGUUGCCGGUUAUAACUGAAUAUUUCAUUGAUCAAGAAAAAUAUGUCUAUUUUAUAUUGUUCCACACGUACGCAGCCUACAUCAUAGGCGCUAUCACAAUGCUAGCGACAGGAACAUUGCUUAUAGUUUGUCUACAGCAUGCGUGUGGAUUGUUUCAUAUCGCUAGUUAUCGCGUCGAACAAGCAAUGGGAUUCGAGAUAUUACGAAAAAACAGUUGGAAAAAGGAGAAAUUAAUUUACAAAGGAUUAAUCUAUGCCGUUGACAUGCAUCGCAAAGCUAUGAAGUUUUCUGAUUUGAUGCUGUCAAAAUUUAAAGUAAUGUUCGCCUUUUUGAUAAUAUUUAAUAUUAUUUGCACAAGUCUUAAUUUUUUUCGGAUUUUUCAGGUAAUAUCAUUUGAUUUCAAUACUGUGGAAAUUUUAUUACGCAUACUAUAUAUAAUUGUUGAUAUAGUGUAUGUAAUGGUAGCCAAUUAUCUAGGGCAAGAAAUUUUGGAUCACAAUAAUGAUGUAUAUAUUUCUGUGUACAAGGUUCAAUGGUAUAUGGCUCCAUUACAAAUACAGAAGUUGAUUCUAUUCCUGUUACAAAGAAGUACUAAAGCGUACACUAUGAAUAUUGCUGGAUUGUUUGUGGGAUCAUUAGAAGGUGCAGCUACGAUGCUGAGUACCAUGUUAUCAUAUUUCACUGUCCUUCAUUCUACGCAAAAUUAAAACAAAAUGGAUUAAUUAAAUGUACUGUAAAAUAACAUAUGAUCAAAUUGAUUACAAACAAGUAAAAUUGCGUAUUAUCUUGAAAAACAAAGAAGUGACAAAUAAGAAGCACUACAAACAAAUGAGGUACAACAAGUAUAUCUGCACAACUAUUUAUAAUGAAAUACUUGUUGAAGAAUUAUAUUUUUCUUUUCUGAGUAAUAAAUAUCCAUUUGAUGACUUUACAUUAUAUUGAUAGCUUAAUCAUCCUACUCCCA